AUGAGGUAUGGGAGGAAGGGGAAUUUAAGUUUGAGGUAUGUUGGGCCAUAUGAGGUCCUACAGCAUGUGGGUAAGGUGGCUUAUAAGUUGGCAUUGCCUGCAGAGCUAGAUUUAGCUCAUCCAGUCCUUCAUGUGUCCAUGUUGAAGAAGUGCCUGGGUGAUCCAGCACCGAUUCUACUUGUUGAAGGUUUAGGGGUUGAUGAAGACUUGUCCUAUGAGGAGAUACCUGUUGAGAUUCUAGACAGACAGGUGAAGCGGUUGAGGAACAAAAAGGUUGCUACAGUGAAGGUAUUGUGGAGGAACCAUCUUGUUGAGGGUGCUACAUGGGAGGCAGAGGCUGAUAUGAGAUCCCGUUAUCCCCAUCUGUUCAGCUCUUGA
Messenger RNA from Solanum lycopersicum (tomato), 378 nucleotides. The record is from RefSeq and is a predicted model, not a curated record. NCBI's taxonomy places the organism in Eukaryota, Viridiplantae, Streptophyta, Magnoliopsida, Solanales, Solanaceae.